Messenger RNA from Oncorhynchus mykiss (rainbow trout), 2678 nucleotides. It is a transcript of the gene cpsf3, whose product is annotated as cleavage and polyadenylation specific factor 3. Gene Ontology annotation, molecular function: 5'-3' RNA exonuclease activity; RNA endonuclease activity; RNA binding. Lineage: Eukaryota; Metazoa; Chordata; Actinopteri; Salmoniformes; Salmonidae. The record is from RefSeq and is a predicted model, not a curated record. Gene Ontology annotation, biological process: mRNA 3'-end processing by stem-loop binding and cleavage. Gene Ontology annotation, cellular component: mRNA cleavage and polyadenylation specificity factor complex.
CGUACGGACAUAUAUCGCUGGACCGGAAGUGUUGUUAUAGUCAGCGUGCGGUUAGUUUCUGUAGGUGUCAGAAGAAUGAAUUAGUACAAUUAAUACAUAAUAAGCAUAUAUAUUUUAAUUAAAUCGUAAGAGAAAAUAUGGCGGCGAAACGCAAAGCUGAUUUAUCAGUGCCUGCUGAGGAAAGUGAUCAGCUCCUCAUCAGACCACUUGGAGCUGGGCAGGAGGUGGGAAGGUCAUGCAUCAUUCUGGAGUUCAAGGGACGGAAAAUCAUGCUGGACUGUGGAAUCCACCCAGGAUUGGAAGGAAUGGAUGCUCUUCCAUAUAUUGACUUGAUCGAUCCUGCUGAGAUAGACCUGCUUCUUAUCAGCCAUUUCCACUUGGACCACUGUGGAGCCUUGCCUUGGUUUCUCCAGAAGACCAGUUUCAAAGGAAGGACCUUCAUGACCCACGCCACCAAAGCCAUUUACCGCUGGCUGCUGUCUGAUUAUGUCAAAGUCAGUAACAUCUCAGCCGACGACAUGCUGUACACAGAGACAGACUUGGAGGAGAGCAUGGACAAGAUCGAGACCAUCAACUUUCACGAGGUGAAGGAGGUGGCCGGCAUCAAGUUCUGGUGUUACCAUGCCGGUCACGUCCUGGGGGCAGCCAUGUUCAUGAUCGAGAUAGCUGGCGUGAAGAUCCUCUACACAGGUGACUUUUCCCGACAGGAGGACAGGCAUUUGAUGGCAGCCGAGAUCCCCAGUGUCAAGCCUGACAUCCUCAUUACUGAGUCCACGUAUGGAACACACAUCCAUGAGAAGAGGGAGGAGCGGGAGGCCCGGUUCUGCAACACAAUCCAUGACAUCGUCAACAGAGAGGGCCGCUGUCUCAUCCCCGUGUUCGCCUUGGGCCGAGCCCAGGAACUGCUGCUCAUCCUAGACGAGUACUGGCAGAACCACCCAGAGCUCCAUGACAUUCCCAUCUACUACGCGUCGUCUCUGGCCAAGAAGUGCAUGGCCGUCUACCAGACAUACGUCAACGCUAUGAACGACAAGAUCCGCAAGGCCAUUAACGUCAACAACCCCUUCGUCUUCAAGCACAUCAGCAACCUCAAGAGCAUGGACCACUUUGAUGACAUCGGGCCCAGUGUGGUGAUGGCCUCUCCAGGUAUGAUGCAGAGCGGUCUGUCAAGAGAGCUGUUUGAGAGCUGGUGCACCGAUAAGAGGAACGGCGUCAUCAUCGCCGGCUACUCUGUGGAGGGUACCCUCGCAAAGCACAUUAUGUCAGAGCCAGAGGAGAUCACCACCAUGUCAGGCCAGAAGCUGCAGCUGAAGAUGUCUGUGGACUACAUCUCUUUCUCAGCCCACACUGACUACCAACAGACCAGCGAGUUCAUCAGGGCUCUCAAACCCCCUCAUGUGAUCCUGGUGCACGGGGAGCAGAAUGAGAUGGCCCGUCUGAAAGCUGCUCUGAUCAGGGAGUACGAGGACAAUGAUGAGGUCCACAUCGAGGUGCACAACCCCCGCAACACUGAGGCCGUCACACUCAACUUCAGAGGAGAGAAGUUGGCUAAGGUGAUGGGCUCCCUGGCUGAUAAGAAGUGUCAGCAGGGUCAGAGGGUGUCUGGGAUCCUGGUCAAACGCAACUUCAGCUACCACAUCCUCACCCCUUCAGAUCUGUCCAACUAUACAGACCUGGCCAUGAGCACAGUGAAGCAGACCCAGGCCAUUCCCUUCACUGGACCCAUCUCUCUGCUGGCCAGCCAUCUACGCAACCUGGCAGGGGAUGUGGAGGAGGUGGAGUCUGCAGAGAAAAUCACACUCAGGAUCUUCAAGAAUGUCACACUGGUGCAUGAAGCUGGCAUGGUGGUUUUAGAGUGGAUCGCCAACCCUCUGAAUGACAUGUAUGCUGAUGCGGUCACCACAGUGGUUCUGGAGGUCCAGUCCAACCCUAAAGCACAGAAAGUUAUGGAGCACAAGAAAGAAGGUAUAGAACUGGAUGUUUUCCAGCAGAGGCUGGAGAUUAUGCUUCUUGACAUGUUUGGGGAGGACUGUGUGGACUUCAAGGACAAUAAGAACCUGACAGUAACAGUGGACGGGAAUACUGCCUUCAUCUGCCCAGAGACCAGAACGGUGCAGUAUGAGGAGGGCAGUGCUGAAGAUGAGACCCUGAGAGAGAUGGUGGAGCUGGCUGUGCAGAGGCUCUAUGAUGCUCUCAACCCUGCCAUCUGAGGAGAGUCAUCCACCUCCUCCCCUCUCUCUCUCCCUGGACAGGCAGCCUGUCCCAGAAGCAAUAGGCACGGCCCAACACACCGGAGUUCCCAAACAGCAUCACCCAGAGGCACUUGCCCACUUUCCUUUACGGGCAGUGCAGUACUGACAUGGUCUAUAUGAAGAGUGUUCCUGUGCAUUAUUAAUUGAUAUGCGUAUGUUAGCCGGGCAAUGAUUACAGUGGAUAUAUUCUACAUGUUGUCCCAGUACUUGUAUUGACAUUGCCCCCUCUGUUUCAUUCCUCUGUAAUUCUAGCUGCCUUAUCACAUAAAGGAAGAAUCUGUGUUUGGGAAAGUGUAGAUUCCACAGGAAUCAAACCGCCGUUGAAUUCUCAACGUGUAGACUUUGUAUAUUUGCAUUAUGCAUUGCAUUGACAAAAUUUGUUUUAAAUAAAGUAAUUAAGGACUGCUGGCCACAUUUCUGAACUAA